GUUAGGAGGGGUUUGGACUUUCAGUUGGGUUCGUUUGGGGUUUGUAACAGCAGCACAGCAAUCGAAAGAGAAGAAGCAAAAGCAAGUAGACGGUGUGCGGCAAGGCGGAGGCAUGGCGGCGCCCGAAACCCCUCUCUGUUAUGUCGGUGUCGCCAGGCAAUCCGCUGCGUUUCGCCUGAUGAAGCAAAUGGGUUGGGAAGAAGGAGAAGGUCUCGGAAAAGAAAAGCAGGGUAUCAAAGGAUACGUUCGAGUCAAAAACAAGCAGGACACUAUUGGUAUUGGCCUUGAGAAGCCAAACAACUGGGCCUUCGACACCACUCAAUUUGAUGACAUCCUCAAGAGAUUGAAAGUCCAAGCGCCGCAAUCCCAUGACACAGACAUUGGGGAAAACUCAGAUAAGGUGGAAACCAGGGCUAGGGUUCCUGUUGAUAAUGACAAUUCUGUCUCCAAAGCUACAAGACCACAGGGAAGGUACACGAGAAGAGAGAGGGGGAAGCUCGUCUCACAAUAUUCCUUGAAGGAUCUUGAAGGAAUUCUUGUUAAAAAGGGUGACAUAUCUGGGGGUACUGAUAAUUCUGAUGGUGAACUCGACAUGUUAAAGACAUCUGAAAUUCAAAUUUUUGAAGAUGACGGAAGCAAAUGUCUUGCUAUACCUCCAAAUUGGUGGGGCUACAAAUAUGGUUUUGUCUCUGGUGGAUUUCUUGGAGCAGAAUUAAAGAAGAAAAGAUCUAUGAUAGCUGAAAGUGUCAAAAAUAGGGCAGAGAGAACUGAGUUUUUCGAAGAGGAUCAAGAAAACCUAUAUAAUCUAGUCCAGGAGAAAGCCACAACAGGGAAGCAAGGACUGGGCAUCAAGGAUAGAACCAAGAAAGUAGCUGGCUGCUAUUUUCAGGGCAAAAAGACAUCCUUUGAUGAUAGUGAUGAAGAUUCUGCUGACAUUGAUUCCCUGGAAAAACAAGCACAUGAUGACUUAAUUAAAGUAGAAAAGAUUGUUGCAUGCAAAGUGAAGCUGAAAAAGUUGUGCAAACAGAUUUUACAACAGGCCCCUGGAGAAUCAUUGAAACUGAAACAGCUCAAAGUUCUUAUUGAUGAGCAUUCAUCUUCAAUUUUGUCUGAUUUUUCUUCGAAAAGAGAGGCUGUAUCUUACUUAAAGCAAAAGCUGACAGGUAGUAGAAAGUUUUGUAUCGAAGGGAAAAGAGUGCGAUUGGCGUCAAAGAGAAGCUGAAAUUUUGAUACGUCUUUUUCUCGGCCUUUUUAUAAUUCAUUAUAUUUUGGGAGAGAAAUGGGGGCAGUUCUGAGUUCAGUAUAGGUAAAUUUUCAUUGGUUGGCUAUAUCAACGUCUUUACAGCAUCUAAAUAGUAUUUUAUGAAACUUAAUUUGCAUUUUUUGUUGUAAGUUGAAAAUCUGAUAAGUGCGAUGUGCCCUGGAAUGGAUAUUAAAAUUAUCUGUGUAGUGUGCACUCACAGGAAUAGUGGAUUAACAUGGAAAAAUUUCAACAGGGUUCCACUGUUUUUUUCAAAAGGAACAUAUGUAUACAGGUUGUUAAUUGUGUGUACUUUAUUUUAAUUAUAUAAAAAUUUAGAAAAAAAAGGUGAAGUUCAAGUAAAA
This is a messenger RNA of Cajanus cajan (pigeon pea), 1605 nucleotides long. Its product is annotated as D111/G-patch domain-containing protein. The record is from RefSeq and is a predicted model, not a curated record. Lineage: Eukaryota; Viridiplantae; Streptophyta; Magnoliopsida; Fabales; Fabaceae. Gene Ontology annotation, cellular component: nucleolus. Gene Ontology annotation, molecular function: nucleic acid binding.